AUGGGCGGGGCGGGGGGAAGGAAUGAACUGAAUCUCUACUAUCCCACCAUCGAGAACACCUUCUCCAAGAUCAUCAAGUUUAAGAACCAGGAAUUUUCUACCGAGAUCGUCGAUACCGCUGGACAGCGGGAGAACCAGUGGGGUACCAGGGAACAGCAGCAGAACGAUGAAAAAGAGAAAGUUGAGCUGACAGUACAAUACCCAACACAGGAUGAGUACAGCAUCUUGAACUCGAAGCACUUCAUCGGCAUCCAUGGCUACAUGCUGGUGUACUCCGUCUCCUCCCUACCGUCCUUCGAGAUGGUGCAGGUCAUCCGAGAGAAGAUCCUAAAUCACCUGGGAGUCGAGUGGGUACCCAUCAUCAUAGUCGGCAACAAAAGUGACCUGCGCCCCGAGCAGCGCCAGGUCACGGCAGAGGACGGCAAGAAGCUGGCCGAGAAGUACCAGUGCGCGUGGACCGAGGCCAGCGCGCGGUACAAUGAGAACGUUUCUAAGGCAUUCGAACUCCUCAUCGGCCAGAUCGAGAAGCAGCAGAACCCUAACGAGGCCCCGGCCGGCGGCAAGUGCUCUGUGAUGUGA
Molecule: messenger RNA, 579 nt
Organism: Phaeoacremonium minimum UCRPA7
Lineage: Eukaryota; Fungi; Ascomycota; Sordariomycetes; Togniniales; Togniniaceae
Product: putative rheb small monomeric gtpase protein
Exons: 4
Coding region: 1-579 (192 amino acids)
Biological process (GO): small GTPase-mediated signal transduction
Cellular component (GO): plasma membrane
Molecular function (GO): GTPase activity; GTP binding; GDP binding
Source: RefSeq, a predicted model, not a curated record